Molecule: messenger RNA, 1865 nt
Organism: Brassica rapa (field mustard)
Lineage: Eukaryota; Viridiplantae; Streptophyta; Magnoliopsida; Brassicales; Brassicaceae
Product: probable disease resistance protein RPP1
Biological process (GO): defense response
Molecular function (GO): ADP binding
Source: RefSeq, a predicted model, not a curated record
UCUUCAAGUUGGUGUCUUAACGAAUUGCAGUUGAUCAUGGAGUGCAGGUUAGCUUUAGGACAGACUGUUAUGACAAUCUUCUACGAAGUGGAUCCGUCAGAUGUAAGAAAACAGACCGGAGAUUUCGGGAAGGCCUUUGAAGAAACUUGUGAUGGGAAGACAGAGGAAGAAAAACAUAGAUGGAGACAAGCUUUGACUCAAGUUGCGGUUAUUGCCGGAGAACAUUCUGUUUCAUGUUGGAAUAGAAGCUCAUGUAGCAAAGGUGAAAGCGAUGAUGUGCCUAGAGUCCGAUGAGGUGAAGGUUGUGGGGAUAUGGGGACCUGCUGGUAUUGGCAAAACCACUAUCGCUAGGGCCUUAUACAAAGAAGUGUCGUGUAACUUCCAGCUCAAGUAUUAUAAGGAGAAUGUUGAGGGGAAGUAUAAGACGAUCCAAUUUGACAAGCAUUACUUGCAAAACUAUUUGGAAAACGAGAUAAACUCUGGAGUUUUCGAUCACAGAGACAUGAAGAUACCUGACUUACAAGAAGCAAAGUUUAGGCUAAAGCACCAGAGAGUCCUUCUCAUUCUUGAUGAUAUUGGUUGUGAUGAGCUAAAAGCUUUGGGGAAUCUAAUUCAGGGUCUGAGGUUUGGAAGUAAGGUGAUAGUGACGAGUGAAGAUGUAUAUAAACUGAAAACUAAUGGGAUCAAUCAGGUAUACAAAGUUGUUUUCCCAUCAAAGGAAGAGGCGUUGCAAAUCUUCUCGUACUCUGCGUUUGGACAAAAGUGUCCACCAAGAAGUUACGUGGAGAAAGCUGUUGAAGUAACUAAGUUUGUUGCUCCGUUUCCACUUGGUCUCAAAGUCUUAGGUUCGUCUUUUCGUGGGAAGACCAAAGAUGAGUGGAUGGUAAAAGUGCCUAAACUCAGAACCUAUCUUGAGAAUAAUAAGGAUAUAGAGAAAGUGAUUAGAUAUGCGUUCGAUGGUCUAUCUGAUACACAACGAAAUACACUUCAUGGGUUAGUUAGCUCUAUGCGUUGUGGUAAGGACGUGAACAACAACACAUUCACGUUUCUGGAGAGUGUCUGGGACGUGGAUGAAGAUAUGCAAACCCUAGCUGAUAUGGCUCUCAUCUCCAGAUCCGGGCAUGGAGGAAUCAUGGUGCACUAUUUGGUACGUCAUAUGGUAAACAAGACUGGCCCUGGAUCUCGAAUGAGUUAUAUUGAAACUUUUUUUACACAGUAACACCUAUUGGAAAGCUUAAGUCUAUCAAGGUUUUUAGCAUGAUAGAUUUCAUAUAAUGUGUGUAAAGACAAUUGUGUUAGUGUAAUUGCAACUAUUUUAUAAAAUCAAUAAGAUGUUUUUAAUCUCUUGGUAACAACUUAAAUCUUGCUCCUUCCCUUUCACUAACACAAAUCUAUCUUGUUCUCAAAACGUUUAUUAAGAUUCAAUACGAAGAUUUUUUUUGCAUAAUAAAAGUUCCUUAGUAUCAGAUAGCGACAUAAACUCGUACGCAUAACAAUCAAGGUAUAGAGAUAGAAUUAAAAAAAUAGACGAAUAAAACAAACAAUCAAUACACAACACAAGAUUACACGAUAACAAACUCUUGUUUUGAGUAAUCCUCACGCUUCAAAUAAAAAAAAACCACACCAAUAUAGCUGAUUGUUCUUCAAGUUAGAAACUCAAACCCUUCCCGCAUGAGGCCUUUCUCCAGCGACUGUUUCUCCAACUCCGACGUGAAGGGCUCCGGUACACAACAACUGAGUAGCACUUACAAUUAUUGUCAACACUUCAAGAGUUCUCUGUCAAAAAAAAAAAAAAAAAAUCAACAAAGAUGAAACAUAUUAAGCACCCCCGUAGGAGAAUAUUAAGCAAAUCACAUUCGUUUUAA